Molecule: messenger RNA, 2106 nt
Organism: Gastrolobium bilobum
Lineage: Eukaryota; Viridiplantae; Streptophyta; Magnoliopsida; Fabales; Fabaceae
Exons: 8
Coding region: 1-2106 (701 amino acids)
Source: RefSeq, a predicted model, not a curated record
AUGUCGUCCGUCUACCACCGAAACCCAAGCAUGACUGAUGAAACGAAGAUGGCUAUGAUCGGAUGUCAGAUUGUGGCAAUGAACAAUGGAAUGGAAGUUAGUGUCGUUGUUGUACUGAUUGCUCAUCUGGAGUGUAUGCAACAAUUGAUUUUGUUGUUAUUCAGUAUUUGUGCUAUUGUGGGAUUACACCGUAACGAUAUGAGGAGAAAUAGAAGGAGGAGAGUAUCAGGUAACAUCUUUAGUAGGGCUAGGGUUAGGGAAGUCAACUUCCAUAGAAUAGUCCAUGUAAGUGACAGGGCUUGUAUUGAGAAUACAAGGAUGGACAGAAGGUGUUUCCAUAAACUGUGUUGGUUGGUGAAAACUGUUGGGGGGCUGGAGCCGACUAGACAUAUGGGUGUUGAAGAGAUGGUCUCAAUUUUUCUACACAUUUUAGCACACGAUGUGAAGAAUAGGAUAAUUAAAAGACAGUUCAUGCGAUCUGGUGAGACCAUUAGUAGACAGUUCUCCAAGGUGUUGCUAUCUGUCAUACGAUGUCAUACACUUUUAUUUAAACGACCAGAACCAGUUCCAGAGAACUCGACUGAUGAGAAGUGGAAGUGGUUCAAGCUUUGUUUGGGAGCACUAGAUGGGACACACAUCAAGGUCUAUCCCUUGCAAGCCGACAAGCCUAGAUACCGGACUAGGAAGGGUGAGAUAGCAACCAAUGUGUUGGGGGUUUGUUCCCAAGAUGGUCAGUUUAUUUAUGUUUUGCCUGGAUGGGAGGGUUCAGCUGCAGACUCAAGGGUACUCAGAGAUGCCAUCUCUCGUCCGAACGGUUUAAGGGUCCCUAAAGGGUACUAUUACUUGUGCGAUGCUGGUUACAUGAAUGGUGAAGGUUUCCUCACUCCGUAUAGAGGUCAGAGAUAUCAUCUAAGUGAAUGGAGACAUGGGGCACACCCAAGAACCCCACAAGAAUUCUUUAAUAUGAAGCACUCUUCCGCAAGGAAUGUCAUAGAAAGAUGCUUUGGAAUGCUGAAGGGUCGUUGGGCUAUUGUGCGAUCAAAGUCUUUCUAUCCGGUUAAUGUUCAAUGCCGAAUAAUUAUCGCAUGUUGCUUGCUUCAUAAUCAUAUACGAAAAGAAAUGGUUGUGGAUCCUCUAGACGAUGAAGAAGUGGAUCAAAUGCAAAUUGAUGCUGAUGUUGGAGGAAAUGACUUCAUCACUCACAUAGAGUCUUCUAAUGCAUGGACUGGUUCGAGGGAUCAAAUGGCGAAUCAUAUAUAUUCCAAUACAGCACCUGGCACCAUGGCUGAAGACAGCCAGCAGUCAACUAAACGCAGUUAUUCCAGUGUUGUAGAGAAGAUGAUGCAUCGCAAGAUACCAGGAUGUUCUUUGCGAGCUAGCCCUCACAUCACUUCUAGGGUGAAACUGAUGAAGAAACAAUAUAAUGCCAUCGCUGAAAUGGUCGGUCCUAAUGGUGGGAGUGGCUUCGGUUGGAACGAUGCCAAGAAAAUGAUAGAUGUUGAGAAGCAAAUAUUUGAUGACUGGGUGAAGUCUCAUCCCAAUGCUAAGGGUCUUUACAACAAGCCAUUCCCGCACUAUGAUGUUUUGGGAACUAUCUUUGGCAAGGAUGUUGCGACGGGAUCUUAUGCAGUGGGUGCAGACGAUGUAAUACACCAAAUGGAACGAGAUCCUGCCUUGUAUGGUGACAGUGGGACCCCUUUCGAAGAUUACCUAGACCUCACUGGUGACUAUAUCCCCACUCCUCUAGAAGAUCCUCCUAUGCCUGACAUCCCAGCGAAGAGAAAGGGUAAGAAAAGGCAAAGGAGUGAAGAUUCUUUCGUUGUUGAAAUGGUUGAUGUCAUGAAAGAUCUAACUCACAUAUUUAGCAAAUCAUCUGACAGCAUUGACAAAUUGGUGUCCUGCUUUCAACACCAAGCUGACGGAAGUAAUAGGCGAAUGUCAAUUAUGGAUGAGAUCGAGAAAUAUGAUUACUUGACUAGCCCUCAGAUGGUUCUCAUAGGUGUGCAGUUGGGUAGGGACAGAGAUUUGACGGAUAUCUUCAUGCAAUGCAGUGACGAAAAACGAAAGCACAUAUUGGCUGGGUUGUUGACUAGCUUUGAUCAAUAG